Molecule: messenger RNA, 1124 nt
Organism: Electrophorus electricus (electric eel)
Lineage: Eukaryota; Metazoa; Chordata; Actinopteri; Gymnotiformes; Gymnotidae
Product: butyrophilin subfamily 2 member A1-like
Biological process (GO): T cell receptor signaling pathway; regulation of cytokine production
Cellular component (GO): external side of plasma membrane
Molecular function (GO): signaling receptor binding
Source: RefSeq, a predicted model, not a curated record
CCACUCUUUGUCAUGCUUCCUUCAAAAUGUUCUCAGUGGUUGUUCCACAAGAUCCUGUCACAGGGCUCCAGGGGGCAUCUGUGUCUCUGCCCUGCACUCUCUCAAAUAACACAGAUGCUGGAUCCCUUGAAGUGCGCUGGUACCGCCCAAAUAUGUACAAUGCCCCAGUUCUGUUCUAUAAAAACAGGCAGAUCUUGGAGAGCCAAGCAGAUCAAAAGUACCAGGGGCGAGUGUCUCUCUUAGGGAUACAAGCGAAAGGAAAUGUCACUCUGAAGUUGGAGAACCUCACACUAGCAGACAGAGGAGACUAUAUUUGCCAUGUUAGCAGUGAAAGCUGGUAUGAAAAGAACAAGGUGUCCCUCCAGAUAAAAGUUGUGGGUUCCACUCCUGUCCUCUCUGUUGCUAAAGCAGAAGAUGAGAAGUUGAAUAUUAGCUGUCAGUCACAUGGAUGGUUUCCUGAGCCAUCUGUCAUCUGGACAGACAAGAGUGGGACAGACCUGAAACAUCUCAGCAAAGUCAAGUUCACCACUGACUCUGAAGGGCUGGUGAAUGUAUGUUCUUGGCUCUUUGUCCCUUCCUCUGAAUCAGAGUGGCUUUCCUGCUCUGUGGGUUUAUCUACUUCCAAUCAGGAGAGGGGAGAAAGCAGAAUUCUGCCACAUACUCCUGCAGUUGCAGAGUCGAUGUAUGGACCCUUCAUUGUGACGCUCAUCUUCUUGCUGCUGUGUGUCACAGGACUUGCAGUAUACUGCGUGCUAAAUAAAAAAGGUCUGAUUGGCUCCAAGCGAAAGAGAACACAAAGUACAGAAGCGUCAGAAACUGAACGACUGAACACCUUUCCUAUGGACACAGAUAAGCAGACAUGGAAUAAAUCUCACACUGCAGUUUCAUCUGAUCAGACUGCAAUAUUAGAAUCAGUUCCAACUGAAACUAAUGUCUCUACCAACAUCCCAGCCUCAGACCAUCUCUGUGCAGAUCCUGUUCAGCAUAAAUCACCAGAAGAACCUUCAACAACAGAUCCUGUUCAGCAUAAAUCACCAGAAGAACCUUCAACAACAGGUUUUUUUCCCUCACUAUUACAAAUCAAUUUUUCCCAACCCACAAAGUGUGUCCUAAAAAUUCUAUGA